GAUAACACGGAUGUCUUUCCACUAACCGUCAUUCAUCAUAAUGGAAACGUAAAUCGCGUAUUACGUAUUACAGAUGACAAUAUAACGCGACUGGAUGAAUGGCACCUCAAAAGCAAUUGUUCAUGACAUCCGAUCCUCUUGUACGGAUCGGUCUCUGCCGGAAACGUUUUAUGAAACCAAUGGCGACCGAAAACAUGAGUUUGACGCCCGUUCCGGUGACGAAACCGAAAACAACGACAAUUGUCACUACUGCUGCUGCCGCACCAAGACCGGACGUCACGAAGUUCACGUUUUAGUAGCAAUAGAAAUAGAAAGUCGUUAACUUGCUGGCUGAGUUGUGGCCCGUUCGAUUGCACCAAGCAGGCCCACGGCCAACGAAUAGACUCUGCCGCCCCACUACGGACACGACGCAUGGAAAAAUAUUAAUAACCCGGAAUGGUGAACGUCGACAGUCACUACGACCAUGUGUGUCCAUGGACCGUUGCCACCACCACGACCGUUUUGAGGUCCUCUAGCCGCUUGUACUACCGGUUGCGCGAGUGCGAUGACGGUCACUAGUGAACGUUGAACCGACGUGUACGUAACGUGUGCGUCUACCAACGGUGUCGUUUUCUGCGAGCGUACGGCCUGUGCUGACGCGAACAAAACAGGAACGUGCAGUCGCGGGUGCUGUUCUUGCUGACAACCGUUUCUCGUCCACCCGUGGACAUGGUCCGACGAACUGUUGUCGUGUGCGAAAAACGAUCGAAGGUCGACUGUUCGAUGCCAGUUUAGUGUGCGCUCUAGGACACGUCAAAAUGGACGAUUUGACGUUCUACAUUGUUACUUAUAAUGUCGCUACUAAAUCUCCUGAUCAGCCCUUGAGUGAUUUUCUGCAAUGGGAUGGUCGUACCAAACAACAGUUACCUGACUUUUGUCUAUUUGGUUUUCAAGAAAUCAAGGCUCAACCUCAAAACUUAUUAUUGGAUUCAGUAUUUGAUGAUCCUUGGACAGCAGCUCUUAGAGAUGUUUUGAGUAAUUAUGAUUAUGUGAAAAUACGAACGGUGAAAAUGGUUGGACUGCUGUUAAAUGUGUUUUGUAAAAGAAAACACAUUCCACUUUUAAAAGAAAUGGAAAUUUCAGAAACUCCAACCGGAUUAUUAGGUCUUUGGGGAAAUAAAGGUGCUGUCAGUUUCAGUUUUAAAAUUGCUGAUAUCACAAUAUGUUGUGUUAACUGUCAUUUUGCUGCACAUGAAGAAUAUUUAAAACGUCGAAUUAGUGACUAUCAUACAAUUAUUGAAAGUCAAUAUUUUGGUUCAUCUAGAAAGAGCAUUUUAAAUCAUGACUAUGUAUUUUGGUUUGGUGAUCUUAAUUUCCGUUUAGACAAAAGUAAAUUAAAAUCAGCUGAAGAAAUUGCUCACUCUAUUAAUAAUGGAAAAUUAACACAUAAAACUGCAAAUACAUUAACUGAUGCUUGGGCACAAGAUGAGUUGAGUUUAGUUAUGAAAAAAUCAAAAGCUUUUGAAGGCUUUUUUGAAAUAUUGCCUAUGUUUCCACCUACUUAUAGAUAUAUUUUUGGUUCUUCUAAUUAUGAUCUCAAAAGAAGACCUGCAUGGACAGAUCGUAUUUUGUACAAAACUAUUGAUUCGUCUCAUGAAAAGUCUGAGUUGGAAGUGUUAUCAUAUAAUUAUAUUAAUACUAUCAAAUUGAGUGAUCAUAGGCCAGUUUAUGGUGAAUCUAGUAUUCAAAUAAAUAGUAAUAAAAAUGUUGACUUAGUUGAACAACCUGUAAUUUUUCAAUCAAUAGAGGCAUGGCAAUUAGAAACUGAAAAUGAAGUUAAUUUGAGAAUAAAAGAUUAUAAUCCAGGGGUGAAUGACUGGAUUGGAGUAUUCAAUGAAAAUUUUACAAGUCUUGAAGACUAUCUAUCAUAUGUUUACUUGCCAUCGGAGACUGUAGAACUUGAAGAAUCAAAUGAUGGGUACAGACAAUUUGAUAAUAUGACAUCUGCAUGCAGAGUGAAAUUCCUUCCUGAAGUUUUUUCAGAUGGUUCCAAAAGUGUGUGUUUGAAAUUUUCUGAAACAUCUAUACUAAACUCUGGAACAUAUAGGCUGAUAUAUUUUAGUACUACUAAUAAUUCAGUGCUUGGAGUAUCUAAUCCAUUUGUUGCCAUAAAACAAAAAUGUUCACUGAACACAUCUUACGAAUUUGGUUGGUGAUAUUUCGUUGUUUUUAUCUUAUUUUAAUUGUUUCUACUUAAUUAGAAGUAAAAUUGUUGAUAUUGGCUAAAAGCAUUACAAUGAAACACUUUCGUACACUAUAUAAUUUUGUUAUUGUUUGAAAAUGUUUAUUAUAUACUUUUACCAUUUAAAAUUAAACUGCUCAAUUAUAAGGCUAGAAAUUCCAUUUCUGAUUAAGAAAUAAUGAGAAAUUAAUAAUAACUAUAGAAAUCCAGCCUAAAAAAAGAUAUAUAA
This is a messenger RNA of Sipha flava (yellow sugarcane aphid), 2450 nucleotides long. Its product is annotated as inositol polyphosphate 5-phosphatase K-like. Gene Ontology annotation, cellular component: cytoplasm; plasma membrane; ruffle. NCBI's taxonomy places the organism in Eukaryota, Metazoa, Arthropoda, Insecta, Hemiptera, Aphididae. Gene Ontology annotation, molecular function: phosphatidylinositol-4,5-bisphosphate 5-phosphatase activity. The record is from RefSeq and is a predicted model, not a curated record. Gene Ontology annotation, biological process: phosphatidylinositol dephosphorylation. The coding region runs from base 798 to 2195 and encodes 465 amino acids. The transcript is spliced from 10 exons.